Molecule: messenger RNA, 2368 nt
Organism: Anarrhichthys ocellatus (wolf-eel)
Lineage: Eukaryota; Metazoa; Chordata; Actinopteri; Perciformes; Anarhichadidae
Gene: plpp3
Product: phospholipid phosphatase 3
Exons: 7
Coding region: 418-1359 (313 amino acids)
Biological process (GO): phospholipid dephosphorylation; phospholipid metabolic process; cell-cell adhesion
Cellular component (GO): plasma membrane
Molecular function (GO): phosphatidate phosphatase activity
Source: RefSeq, a predicted model, not a curated record
GGGAAGAGGGCUGAACCUCGAAGCCGCCGGGGGAACUUGAAGAGAGCAGAGAGGAGGAGGAGGAGGAGGCGGAGGAGGAGGAGGAGGAGGAGGAGAAGGAGAAGAAGGAUUGAUAUAACGAGGGGCUCUCGAUGCGCAGCGCAAUUCUCACUCCAAGUCCUUUUGAGCCAAGACCGAUAGCGCGCUGCAGGCUUUCCCCCAUUCAUCUCGAGCGCAGAGAAACUUUUCUUUUCUCGCAUAUAUACAUUUAUUCACUUUUUUUUUCAAAACGAGAAACCGCACGAGACGUCCGAGUUGGGAAGUUUUUAAAUUCCGCGUUGAAUUUGCAUGACAUUUUCUUCUUUAAAGGACACUUUCCUCGUUCCGCCGCGUGCUGCGGGAUAUUGAGCCGAGAGUCCAGGAGGGGGAACUUCUCAAAUGCAAAAGUACAUGUAUGAGAAAGCGAUGGCCCAAGAGACAAGGAACGGAGGAACCUCUACGUUAAACAACAACAACGGCGUCGACAACAGCAAGAAGAAGCUGCUGAUAGCGCUCGACAUCUUCUGUCUUCUGCUUGCUAGCCUGCCUUUCCUGAUCAUUGAGACUAGCACCAUAAAGCCGUACCAGCGUGGGUUUUACUGUUCGGACGAGUCCAUCCGCUUCCCCCGAAAAGUGGGAGAAACCAUUAGCGACGCGGUGCUCUGUGGUGUCGGCAUUCUUAUUGCCAUCUUCUCUAUUGUGAUUGGAGAAUGCUUCAGGAUUCACCAACUACGCGAAGGAACCAAGUCUUUCGUCGGGAAUCCCUAUGUGGCAGCCCUCUACAAGCAGAUGGGCGUGUUUCUCUUCGGAUGUGCCGUCAGCCAGUCAUUCACCGACAUCGCCAAGGUGUCGGUGGGCCGCAUGAGGCCCCACUUCUUAGAUGUGUGUAAGCCGGAUUUCUCCACCAUCGACUGUUCACUGGGAUACAUCACCAACUACACCUGCACUGGCGAAGAGAGCGAUGUACAGGAGGCCAGGAAAUCAUUCUUCUCAGGACAUGCCUCUUUUUCAAUGUUUACCAUGCUCUACCUGGCUUUCUACCUCCAGUCCAGGUUUUCGUGGCGCGGCGCUCGUCUGCUCCGCCCGCUGCUCCAGUUCACCCUGCUGAUGAUGGCCUUCUACACCGGCCUGUCGCGCGUCUCCGACCACAAGCACCACCCGACCGACGUCCUGGCGGGCUUCGUGCAGGGCGCCCUGGUGGCCUACUGCAUAGUGUACUACGUGUCGGACCUGUUCAAGCCCAGGGUGAAGCCGGCCACGCCCCCGCCCUCCCCCAUCAAGAAGGAGCUGCUGCCUUCGUCCGACAUCAUCGAGAGGAACAACCACCACAACAUGGUGUGAGAGAGAGAGAGGGGGGGGGAGAGAGAGAGAGAGAGAGAGAGAGAGAGAGGGAGAGAGAGAGAGAGAGAGAGGCCCGCCACUUCUUCCUGUGACUCGAGGAGCCAAUCGCAGCGCUGCUCGCCUCCCAUCGGACAGUAGAAUGUAGCGACGAGAGACUGUAGCUGCUCCUCAAAUGGCACCCUCCUCCCUUGUUUCUUUGUUUGUUUUUGCAGCGCCCAGCGAGGCGCUUCCUUUCGGACUGUAGGGUGUCCGAUUUGAGACUUGCACAGCAGAGUCCACUCUCACUAUCCAGACUUGUUAUUUACUAUAAUUAUGUUAACUACUAAUCAACAUUUGAGCCUGUCGUUUUUUGAGCACAAACAGAAAAGAAAUUGGAAAAAAAUGUUUUUUUUUAAGAAAUUGGGACGACUUGACAGGCAGAGCUGAGGGUGUGGAGGUUUGAUGGAGGUGUAACCACAUGAAGGGUUAAACACUUGUGAAGAAAAACAAAUGAAGAAGAAAGAAGAAGACAAACCCCCUGCCUAGGGAGAGAGGGACGCUUCCUCUCUGAACUCUCGGUGGCCUUGGAACGCUGUAGGACAACUACUUCCUUAGCUAUGGGAAGGAUAUUACUGCAAUAACUAGCAUAGAAAUAUUAACAGUAUAGAAAAGAUAUAACUUAUAGCACUGUUUUUUUUAAGCUCAUUGUCCAUUAUCACCACUUGCUGCCUGAGACGUCGAACUGAAAGAACUUGACGGCGCCGACGCCCACGAGACAGACUCCAAAAAACAAAAGUCGACCCGAGCCGGGCGUGGUGGCUUUCACGAGACUCCACGUUCACGCAGGAUCGAGUUAGCAUAGCAUUGGCUUCAGUAACAAUAGCAACAAGCUACUUUAAGGGUUACAUUCUGAUUGUUAUAGGUCUUUUAUGUCAGAGCAACUUUCUUCCUCACUAUCCUGGUAAGGGCCGAUCACACCGAGACGCGUCGCUAGAAACUAGAAAGUGUCGCUAAAAACGUGUUGCUAGAA